This is a messenger RNA of Cuculus canorus (common cuckoo), 2333 nucleotides long. It is a transcript of the gene DARS1, whose product is annotated as aspartyl-tRNA synthetase 1. Gene Ontology annotation, cellular component: cytosol; cytoplasm; aminoacyl-tRNA synthetase multienzyme complex. Bases 275 to 1786 code for a protein of 503 amino acids. Gene Ontology annotation, biological process: aspartyl-tRNA aminoacylation. NCBI's taxonomy places the organism in Eukaryota, Metazoa, Chordata, Aves, Cuculiformes, Cuculidae. Gene Ontology annotation, molecular function: aspartate-tRNA ligase activity; RNA binding; ATP binding. The record is from RefSeq and is a predicted model, not a curated record. The transcript is spliced from 16 exons.
AGCCGAGUCCGGGUCCGGAGGGGGCCGAGCUCAGCCGAGUGGCUCCGAGCGGAGCCGAGUGGUUCCGAGUGGAGCCGAACGGCACCGUGAGGCGCCCGAGCGGAGCCGAGUCGCCGAGUCUUGAGGGGCCGAGCUCAGCCGAGUGGCUCCGAGCGGUGCCGAACGGGAUCGCGGGGGGGCCGAGCGGAGCCGAGUGGUUCCGAGCUCAGCCGAGCGGUGCCGAACGUGAUCGCGAGGGGCCGAGCGGAGCCGGGCCGGAGGCGCUGCCGCGGGGAUGCCGAGCGCCGCCAGCCGCGGGCAGGGCCAGGAUCGCCGCGCCGACACCGAGGAGCCGCCGGCGGGCGAUGAUUAUGCGAAGGAAAGAUAUGGAGUAUCUUCAAUGAUACAAUCCCAAGACAAACCAGAUAGAGUUUUGAUUCGAAUAAAAGACCUGACAGCGGAGAAGGCCGAUGAAGUGGUUUGGGUUCGUGGCAGAAUUCAUACAAGCAGAGCUAAAGGGAAGCAGUGUUUCUUAGUCCUGCGUCAGCAGCAGUUUAAUAUCCAGGCUCUUGUGGCUGUGGGACAGCAUGCAAGCAAGCAGAUGGUAAAGUUUGCUGCCAACAUCAACAAAGAGAGCAUUGUGGAUGUAGAAGGUGUUGUGAGAAAAGCACAUCAGAAAAUUGGAGGCUGCACUCAGCAAGAUGUUGAGCUUCACGUUCAAAGGAUCUAUGUGAUCAGUUUAGCUGAACCUCGACUGCCCUUACAGCUGGAUGAUGCUGUUCGCCCAGAAGUGGAAGGAGAGGAGGAUGGAAGAGCUACUGUAAACCAAGAUACAAGACUGGACAACAGAGUCAUUGAUCUGAGGACCUCCACGAGUCAGGCAGUCUUCUGCCUUCAGUCUGGUAUUUGUCAGCUUUUCCGAGAAACUCUUAUUCGCAAGGGAUUUGUGGAAAUUCAGACUCCCAAAAUCAUCUCAGCUGCCAGUGAAGGAGGAGCCAAUGUGUUUACUGUGUCAUACUUCAAAAGCAGUGCCUACCUGGCUCAGUCCCCACAGCUGUACAAGCAGAUGUGUAUAUGUGCUGACUUUGAGAAGGUUUUCUGCGUUGGGCCAGUAUUUAGAGCUGAGGACUCCAAUACACACAGACACCUGACGGAGUUUGUUGGUCUGGAUAUCGAAAUGGCUUUUAACUACCACUAUCAUGAAGUGGUAGACGAGAUUGCAGAUACCUUGGUGCAGAUAUUCAAGGGACUUCAGGAAAGAUUCCAAACUGAAAUUCAGACAGUGAACAAACAGUUCCCAUGUGAACCUUUUAAGUUUUUGGAGCCAACUCUGAGGCUGGAGUACCGUGAAGCUGUGGCCAUGCUCAGGGAGGCUGGUGUUGAGAUGGGUGAUGAAGAAGAUCUGAGCACACCUAAUGAGAAGCUCCUGGGGCGCCUGGUAAAGGAAAAGUAUGACACCGACUUCUAUAUUCUUGACAAAUAUCCUCUUGCUGUGAGGCCUUUUUAUACAAUGCCAGACCCAGUAAACCCUAAAUAUUCCAACUCUUACGAUAUGUUCAUGAGAGGGGAAGAGAUCUUGUCUGGAGCUCAGAGAAUUCAUGAUCCCCAGCUGCUGACAGAAAGGGCCCAGCAUCACGGCAUCGAUUUGGAGAAAAUAAAGGCUUAUAUUGAUUCCUUUCGGUUUGGUGCUCCUCCACAUGCAGGUGGUGGAAUAGGGCUGGAAAGAGUAACUAUGCUCUACCUCGGGCUGCAUAACGUCCGUCAAACCUCCAUGUUCCCCCGCGAUCCCAAACGACUGACACCCUAACACGAGCGGCAUCGGAAAGGUUAAGAUUCGCCCUGAAAAUACGAUACGAUGGCAAGUGCAUCGCCUGCUACUGAUGAACCUGUAUUGAUUUGAGCAUUAGAACAUGCAAUAAAAAGAACGUCUCAUAUCCUGAAGUGCCACAAUAUUUUUUUUUAUCCUUAGCUGUUUAUUUAAAAGAAAAUGUUUUAACAGAUCAAGACUCUUUGUAUUGGCAACUGUGCACAUUUUUAAUGAAACUGUGACGCUUUGAGUUAGUUUUCUAGUGUCACAUUAAAUUGUAUCAUUUUUCUAAGCAUUUUAAUAAAUUAUACAAUAAAAAUUCUGCAUUUUUAACUUAAGUCAGCAAGAUUGAAUAUUCUGAAGUACAGAACUGGCUCAAAGCUAAAAUAACUGGAUGCUUGCAAUGUGAAAAUCAGGAGGAAACGAGCCAAUUGAUAAUUUACAUGAGUGUCAGAAGCAGGUGAGAAGAACAGCAUUCUUAACAAAGCCUUCAAAUGAAAUUGUGAAAAUAGAUUGCAAUAAACCUCUCAAAGUAAAUGAGAUGCAA